Molecule: messenger RNA, 3417 nt
Organism: Oldenlandia corymbosa var. corymbosa
Lineage: Eukaryota; Viridiplantae; Streptophyta; Magnoliopsida; Gentianales; Rubiaceae
Source: the annotation of a GenBank genome assembly
AUGUAUAUAAAGCAGAUUGUAAUCGAAGGGUUUAAGAGCUACAAAGAGCAAAUUGCUACUGAACCUUUUAGCCCUAAAGUCAACUGUAUUGUUGGUGCAAAUGGCUCUGGGAAGUCUAAUUUUUUCCAUGCGAUUCGGUUUGUCAUCAGUGACCUCUUCCAUAACCUGAGAGUAGAAGAAAGGCAUGCUUUACUUCACGAAGGAGCUGGACACCAGCUUCAAUCUGCUUUUGUGGAGAUUGUGUUUGACAACUCUGACAAUCGCAUCCCGGUUGAUAAAGAGGAAGUGCGGUUGAGGAGAACUAUUGGCCUUAAGAAGGAUGAAUACUUUUUGGAUGGCAAACACAUCACAAAGACUGAAGUGAUGAAUUUGCUGGAAAGUGCUGGGUUUUCUCGAUCAAAUCCUUACUAUGUGGUGCAGCAGGGGAAAAUAGCAUCAUUGACAUUGAUGAAGGAUCCUGAACGGCUUGAUUUGUUGAAGGAAAUUGGUGGGACACGAGUUUAUGAAGAGAGACGCCGAGAAAGUUUGAAAAUUAUGCAAGAAACUGGUAACAAAAGGAAGCAAAUAAUUGAAGUUGUAAAGUACUUGGAUGAAAGGCUCAGAGAACUGGAUGAAGAAAAAGAAGAACUAAAACAAUAUCAGCAAUUAGACAAGCAGCGGAAAUCUCUGGAAUACACAAUAUUUGACAAAGAACUUCAUGAUGCAAGGCAGAAACUGAUAGAGAUAGAGAAUUCUCGUAAUCGGGUUUCAGAAAAAUCCAACAAGAUGUAUAACAGUGUGUUGGAUGCCCAUGAGAAGUCUAAGGAGCUAGAAAGAGAUCACAAAGAUCUAACAAAAGAGAUUCAGAUUUUAGCCAAAGAGAAAGAAGCUGUGGAAAAGCAACGCACUGAAGCCAUUCAACAGCGUGCAAAGCUUGAGCUAGAUGAAAAAGACCUACAAGAUAAAAUAUCAGCCAAUAAGAAGGCAGAGGAAGAGGCGGCAAAACAGCUUAAGCUUCUGGAGAAAGAAAUUGAUGAAUCAACUAAUGAACUGAACAGUAUAAAGCCUCUCUAUGAAAGUCAAGUCAGAGAGGAGGAGGAGAUAACAAGAGGAAUUAUGGAACGUGAAAAGCAGCUUAGCAUUCUAUAUCAGAAACAAGGGCGUGCUACCCAAUUUGCUAAUAAAGCUGCUCGUGAUAAAUGGCUUCAGAAAGAAAUUGAAGAGUAUGACAGAGUUCUGGCUUCAAACUUAACACAGGAGAGGAAACUGAGGGAUGAAAUUGAUCAGCUAAAAAAAGAUCUGGAGAUGCAGGAUAGCUAUUUAUCCGGUCGGAAAAAUGAAGCAACUGCAUUAAAAACUCUCAUGGAUGGAUAUGGAGAUGUUGUCCGUGAAUUCAGAAAAAAGAGAGAUACUUUGCAUUCUGAGAGGAAGUCUUUAUGGGAAAAGGAAGCUGAACUCUCUUCAGAAAUUGAGCGGCUUCAGUCAGAAGUGGUAAAGGCAGAGAAAAGCCUAGAUCAUGCUACUCCAGGUGAUAUUAGGAGGGGAUUGAACUCGGUGAAGGGGAUAAUAAAGCAACAUAGAAUAUCUGGUGUACUUGGGCCCAUUUUUGAGCUACUUGAAUGUGAUGAGAAAUUUUUCACUGCUGUCGAAGUUACUGCUGGAAACAGUUUAUUUCAUGUGGUGGUCGAAAAUGAUGAGAUAUCAACCCAAAUUAUCAAGCAUCUUAAUAAUCAAAGAGGAGGGCGGGUUACAUUCAUUCCUUUGAACAGGGUCAAAGCUCCACAUGUUAAUUACCCGCAAAGCUCUGAUGUCAUACCACUUCUGAAAAAAUUGAGAUUUUCUCGUGACCAUGCGCCGGCCUUUGCUCAGGUGUUUGCAAGGACUGUUAUUUGUCGAGAUUUGGAUGUUGCUACAAGGGUUGCUCGAACUGACGGAUUGGACUGUAUAACUUUGGAAGGGGAUCAGGUGAGCAAGAAAGGUGGCAUGACCGGAGGGUUCUAUGACUACCGCCGUUCUAGAUUGAAAUUUAUGAACCAGAAAAUCAAUGAACUUGUUUCUGAGCAGCAGAAGAAUGAUGCCAAGCUGGCUCAUGAUGAAUCAGAACUUGAACAACUGAGGCAGGAUUUGGCAAAUGCAGAUAAACAAAAACAUUCCAUUUUAAAAUCUCUCGAGAAGAAGGAAAAGUUGCUUUCAAAUGUUUUGACUCAAGUUGAUCAGCUCAAGGCCAGCAUUUCUAUGAAACAAGAUGAGAUGGGUACUGAACUCGUUGAUCACUUGACGCAAGAGGAGAGAGAUUCCCUUUCUAGGCUAAACCCUGAGAUAACAGCUCUUAAGGAAAAGCUAAAUACCUACAGAUCCAAUCGAAUUGAGACGGAAACAAGAAAGGCUGAGCUUGAGAUGAAUCUCUCAACGAAUUUAGUGAGGCGGAAGCAAGAGUUGGAGGCAACAAAAAUGUCUGCAGAUGUUAAGGUGUUGCGCAGUAAACAUGAUGUGAUUAUCCAAGAACUGGCGGAAGCCAAUGAUCUGGUUGAAAAUUUAACACAGCAGCUAAAGAGAGUUUCUCAAAGUAUAGAUGAACGGAAUAAGAAAAUUAAAGAGAUCAAAGCUGAAAAAGAUCGGAAAAAGGCUUUGGAAGAUGAAUACGAGAGUACUCUCCAAGAUGAAGCUAAAGAGCUAGAACAGCUAUUGAGUAAAAGAAACACAUUGCUUGCCAAACAAGAAGAAUACUCCAAGAAAAUACGGGAAUUGGGUCCUUUAUCUUCAGAUGCUUUUGAGAGGUAUAAGAGGAAGAGUAUGAAAGAGUUGUAUAAGAUGCUUCACAAUUGCAAUGAACAACUGCAAAAGUUCAGCCAUGUGAAUAAAAAAGCACUCGACCAGUAUGUUAAUUUCACAGAGCAACGGGAGGAGCUCCAAAGACGGCAAGCUGAACUGGAUUCAGGCGAUGAAAAAAUUAAAGAACUUAUAAAAGUAUUGGAUAUGAGAAAGGAUGAAUCAAUAGAGCGUACAUUCAAAGGUGUGGCUAAGCAUUUCCGAGAAGUUUUCUCUGAGCUGGUUCAAGGAGGCCAUGGGUUUUUGAUUAUGAUGAAGAAAAAGGAUGGUGAUGAAGAUGACGCUGAUAGUGACGAGGAAGGACAACGUGCAGCUGAUGCGGAGGGUAGAGUUGAAAAAUAUGUUGGUGUCAAAGUGAAGGUGUCUUUUACUGGGCAAGGUGAGACCCAAUCAAUGAAACAAUUAUCCGGAGGACAAAAAACCGUUGUUGCACUGGCACUGAUCUUUGCUAUACAACGUUGUGAUCCUGCCCCCUUUUAUCUCUUUGAUGAGAUAGAUGCUGCCCUGGAUCCUCAAUACAGGACAGCUGUUGGGAGUAUCCUCUUUUACAGCAUUAAUCAAACAUUUCCUGAUACUGUGAAUUGUGUUUUGCUUGUUAAUUUGUUAUGA